Molecule: messenger RNA, 1036 nt
Organism: Umbelopsis ramanniana AG
Lineage: Eukaryota; Fungi; Mucoromycota; Umbelopsidomycetes; Umbelopsidales; Umbelopsidaceae
Exons: 2
Coding region: 155-820 (221 amino acids)
Cellular component (GO): endoplasmic reticulum
Source: RefSeq, a predicted model, not a curated record
CUGCCGCUCUAAUUAACAGCAAAAUUUUAUCCUGGCCGUCUGCGUAAAGGUCCGCUUUUCCUUUUGACAGCGGGAGCCAGGUACCGAUAAAUUUCUCCCCAAAAUUUUCGAUAUAAGACAGGUUGUCACUCCUCAUCAUCAUCAGUCCGUUAUAAUGAGCGUUGAACAAAAGAAAUCUUCCUGUCGCCAGGUUCUCAUCAUUGUGCUUGUUGCUCUCCUCGCCAUCUUCAUCGGCCUGGAUCAAAUUAAGGAGCGCUUCUACAUCUUUGAUCAGAACGUUCUCCAACAAGUUGCGCAACGCAACAUUGCAAAGUAUGAGAACAACACCCGUUUGUUGAUGCAAGGUAUCGCUGACGACUUGAACAAGGAAUAUCCUGGUCACGUUGCUCUCAAGGAAGAAUGGGUCUUCAACAACGCUGGUGGUGCUAUGGGUAGCAUGUGGAUUCUCCAUGCUUCUAUCACCGAGUAUGUAAUUAUCUUUGGCACCCCUGUCGGUACUGAAGGCCAUACUGGUCGCUUCAUGGCCGACGACUACUUCAUCAUCCUCGAAGGUGAACAAUGGGCUUAUGCCGCUGGUGAUGUUAGCCGUGAGGUUUACAAGCCAGGUACCAUGCACCAUCUUGCCAGAGGUAACUCUCAGCAAUACAAGAUUCCUGAACAUGCUUGGGCUUUGGAGUAUGCUCGUGGAUGGAUCCCCUUGAUGUUGCCUUUCGGUAUCUUUGAUACCUUGUUCUCUACCGUCGACAUGGUUACUCUUUACGAUACUUUCCGUCUUUAUGGAAAGGCUACUGUUAGAGAACUCUUGCAAGGAAAAUUGUAAAUGAUAAUCGUUAUCUAAUCGCGAUCCAAAAAUUGCUUGAUCUUUGCUUUCCAUCGUUGUAGACCUUAUUUUUAAAGGAAUCUAAUGUUUCUAAUAUUAGUAUUAAUACUGAAGCAAUUAAAAGCUUAUUAAUUUAACUAUUUUUUGAGGUACUCAAAGAUGUCCAUCCAUUAGCUAGCAUAGGAAUGGUCCUACUUUCUCAUGUAUACUUCUCAC